This is a messenger RNA of Schistocerca piceifrons (Central American locust), 2281 nucleotides long. RefSeq names its product E3 ubiquitin-protein ligase MYLIP (gene dnr1). Gene Ontology annotation, cellular component: cytoskeleton. The coding region runs from base 148 to 1500 and encodes 450 amino acids. The transcript is spliced from 7 exons. Gene Ontology annotation, biological process: ubiquitin-dependent protein catabolic process. The record is from RefSeq and is a predicted model, not a curated record. NCBI's taxonomy places the organism in Eukaryota, Metazoa, Arthropoda, Insecta, Orthoptera, Acrididae. Gene Ontology annotation, molecular function: ubiquitin-protein transferase activity.
AUGCUUUGUGUUCUGUAGUCAGUCUGCGCUUGCAAAGUAUAGGCGACAGAUGAUGGUAAUGGGAGUGCGUGCUACUAAGCGGCUUGUUUGGUGGAUAUAUAAAAGUAAGACAACGAACAGUUCUUCUAAAGAUAUUGUAAGACUUUAAUGAUUGCACAUAACCAAAGCAAGAUGUGGUGCUUAGUGAGUCAACCUAAUGCUGUGAUAUUGGAGGUGGAGGUAGAUCCCAAGGCGAGGGGACAGGAAUGUCUCGAAAAGGUGUGCCAGUACCUUGGCAUUGGUAACGAGGCUGAUUAUUUUGGACUGAAGUACCACUGCUCUAAAGGGGAAGAACUGUGGUUAAAUCUUCGUAAUCCUAUUGAGAGACAAGUGGGAGGCGUUCCUCCAUACCGUUUUGCUCUCAGAGUAAAAUUUUGGGUGCCUCCACAUCUUUUGCUGCAAGACACAACCAGGCAUCAGUUUUAUCUUCAUUCCCGGUUGGAUCUUUUGGAGGGCCGCCUGAAGGUUCCAGAUUCAUUAGUAGCUGCUAAAUUGGCAGCUUGGAUGGCACAGGCAGAAUCUGGUGAUUAUGAUCCUCAGUCGUGUCCCCAAAGUGUUUACGCCCAAUACUGCCAGCUAGGUGGUGUCAAUACCUCGAGGCCCCAAGACUUUAUUCAGAUGAUUGCUGCACAGCAUCGUGAACUUAAGGGCAAUAAGCAGUCAGCAGCAGAGUACUGGCUUCUCAAGGAGGUGUCUUAUCUUGAAGAUUUUGGCGAGGAGGUGUUUCAAACAAAAACGAGCAAUGGUGGAAGAUGCAGUCUUGGAGUUGGUCCACAUGGGCUCAGUGUAUAUCAUCCAGAUUCAACAAAACAAAGCAUACCAUACACAGCCAUCCAAAGUGCUGCCUCACAGCGACGUUCCUUCCAUCUUCUGUACCUGGAUCUUGACAGCAAUGAGGCAACACUCGAUCUGAAACUGGAAACAUCACAGGCAGCGAGUGGUCUGUACCGUGCUAUCACCGAAAAGCAUGCCUUCUAUAGUUGUGAGACAGUACGCAGUGCAGUUACAGCUCAAUUCAUAAGGGAUUUAAAGGGCACAAUUGUGUCCAUAUUUAAUGAGGACACUUCUCUCGGGAAGAAAUACGUGUUCGACAUACGACGUACCUGCAGGGAAGUCUACGACAAUGCGAGGAGGGCAUUGUAUCAGUCUGCAAGUUCAACUUUUCCCCCACCAGAGGAAAGUCCAGAGCAGCAGAUACACAAUACUCCAGAACAGUGUGACAACUGUGUGGAUGAAAAAUGCAAGUCAUCACAGCGGAAGUUUGCACGGUUGCUGGAAGCAAUGUCUUGCCGUAUCUGCAUGGACAGGGGCAUUGAUACCGCAUUUUUUCCCUGUGCACAUGUUAUAGCAUGUAGUGAAUGUGCUGCCCGUUGUGAUCGCUGCCCACUUUGCCGUGCAGAAAUAGAUCAAGCGAAGAGGAUUUACUUGCCCGUAGAACUGCAACAGCUUCCAACCUGUUAGAAUAAAUUGACAAUACUCCUUUGUUAAAGUGUGCUCUCAGAUGUGAUGCUCUUGGACCAUACACCCUGCAUGUGAUGGGGAAUGUGUAAUUGUGAAAGAACACAAGUUGUACACGUGCAGUUACAUUCCUGUUAAUUUUAAUCACUCCUGAAAGUUAGUGUCUUUAUAGUGCCUGUAAUCUACAUAAACAUGAUCACCUGAAGCAUUUACAAAAGGAAUAAAAGAAUGUUGUGCAGUGUGGAUAUAAAAUGACAGUUUUAGGACGUGAAGUGUAAAACAUGCAGUUUAAUGAAGGUGAACUGCCAAAAAACUAAUAGUAAUAGUUUUAAAACAUGACUGGUGAUAUUUCAGACUGACAGUAGUGACAGGAUGUUAUAUGCAAAGUGAAAAACAGUACAGAAUGUACUGCAGCCUCUAAUAAAUUAAUCAAAUUAAGUAGAAUGUGUGUAAAGUUAAAAGCACUGGUGAUGUGCUAGGAACAGCUCUUCAGAAAAAAUAUUUUAAAAUAUUUAACAUUGCUCCAAGUGAUUUAAAUUUACACUGCAAAGGGCAAGAUUGAGUAUUCAUAUCUCAGGGACACAAGCUGCAACUUGGAAUCUGUAUCUGUUAAUGAAUGCAAGUACUGUCAGAUUAAUUUUAGGAAAAGGUGUAAAGUUAAUUUCAGUAUUGUGCAUAACCAUUUUAUACUUUCUUGCCUCAUUAAAAAAAAAAAAACUGAACUGACAGCAUUUAUAGUACCUGAUUGUGCGUAUCCAUGCACUUAAUUGAAAGUAAAACUUUA